This is a messenger RNA of Letharia columbiana, 2445 nucleotides long. RefSeq lists its product as uncharacterized. Gene Ontology annotation, molecular function: protein dimerization activity. Bases 1 to 2445 code for a protein of 814 amino acids. The record is from RefSeq and is a predicted model, not a curated record. Gene Ontology annotation, biological process: SREBP signaling pathway; positive regulation of transcription by RNA polymerase II. The transcript has a single exon. Lineage: Eukaryota; Fungi; Ascomycota; Lecanoromycetes; Lecanorales; Parmeliaceae.
AUGGACAGGGCCAAAAUUGAGGUACCGUAUGCGGCCUCCAAUUCCCCAGACAACGCUUGGGACCAUUGGAUGGACUGGGACCCAGCAUCCUAUUCCGACCUAGCAUCCACUGCAUCUAUGCAACUAUCUACAGAUGCCCAUGAUCCGCAGCGUUCUUCAAUUGAGACGAACGAGUCACGAAACCUUAAUCCUGUUAUAGAGGAAGCUGAUGCAUCCCCUCGACCUGCCAAAAAGCGUAAAGCAUCCACAGAAAGCGGCGACUCGGCCACACGCCCAGGCAGCCAGGACGCGAAAUCAACGUCUGUUCAGAACAAAAGCCAUAGCAUCGUUGAGAAGCGCUACCGUACCAACCUCAACGACAAGAUUGCUGAUUUACGCAAAAGUAUUCCAAGUCUUCGGGACGACGCCUUUACUUCAACUGAGACGGAAAGGCUUGCAGCAUAUCCAAAACACAACAAAUCCACCAUUCUGACCAAAGCAAUCGAGUAUAUCCACCAUCUCGAACUGCGAAACGCUUACUUGGAGAACGUCAAUGCGGGCCUUAGGAGCCAGGCGCGCUAUGCUAAGUCAGAAGUCGCUCAAGGCCGAGAUACGGUCAGUGCAGAAUUGUCAAAGUCUCCAUACGCAGGGCCAGAGGACUUGCCAUCUACGACCCAAGAUUCUCCCAUUACAUCUGAUGCUCCCCGAGGCAUGAUCCCUGUGCCAGAUGAUAUCAGAAAAUUGCAGAACAAUGCGCCUCAGGAGCACUAUGCCGACCGAAUUUCUUCUAACGACCAGCAGCCUGGAGCACACUUCUCAAUCAGAGGCGGGAAACUUAUUGGGAAGCUCAUGGUGGGAUCCUUGGCUGGGCUCAUGGUCAUGGAUGGAUUCAUGGAGAACCGCAAGGACCGAGAGAAUGACCGUGGACUGUUCGCGUUACCCUUUUCGGCACCAUUUCCAACGCUGCAGCCGCUCUGGGCAUUGCAAGGCCAUCUGGCAUCGUUCCCGUUCGCAUAUCUCCUCCUACCGAUGAUCAAAGGGUUCUUGGUUUUCUCUGUCCUCGGGCUCGUUCUGUUUAUGUAUCUUUUCAACUCCAAACCGAGGCUUGGUCUCAAACAUGCAACAGAAGGUAGAAGCGGGUCUCGCUCUUCAGCUUCUCCAAUAGAAGUGCGUGAAAAUGCAUGGUUGACAGCGAUACAAACACUAAAGGUCCCUCGGCAUAGCUGGUUCCCCGAGAUGAUGGCUCUUAUACUGGAAACGGGUGCAUACAUAAUCAGGCAAUUGCUAGGUUGGAACAUUUAUUCAUGGCUGAUGGGCAGAAGCGAGGAAGAAGAGAUUGCCAGAGUGAGGGCGUGGGAAAUCGCCAUCGACGCCCAGCUGACCGGUGGAGAUGCUGAGGUGAGCAGGAGUAGGCUCGUUCUCACCGUCUGGGCUGCCGGGACAUUGCCCAAAACACCGGCCAGACUGAUGCUAAAGGCUUUACAUCUUCGCAUUAUGUUCUGGCAAGCUUCGAGGUGGCCCAGAAUUUGUUCGGCUUUCAACCUCGCAGCCAGCCGACUCGCCCAGUAUCAGUGGACUCUAGCAAAACGAAUGCUUGACACUGUGGAUGUCGCGACAGGAUCUGAAAGUUUCGAACCGUUAUCCGAUCACCUCCUGGCCCUCCUGCAACGGCCGGCUGAAGACGUUAUGACCGACUUCACAAUACAGCAGGCGCAUAAUCUUUGUUGGAACAGGUCAGCAUCCACAACAUCUGAAGACGUUGGGGUUGAGGACAUUGCGGAGGACACGGCCAUGCGUGGCCCUCUUGAUGCCCUGGCCUUGUGGUCAUCUUCUCUUAUACUGCAAGAGACACUGAGCAGCUUUCUUGAGAGUGGCGAGACCAGCCAGGCCCACCUCUCACAGAUCGAAAUCGCUCUUCGAACAGCGCCCCCAGGGUCGAGUACUUCUAUUCGAGCUUUAGCAGCAAAGACCAUCUUCUCUGAGCCCGAUCGUAAACAGAACAUCCACAAGCUCUCAAAAGCUCUUUUGUCCUCGAGCGCGGUCUCUUUCCCAGGCUCGCUUUCGGAAAUCAGCGCCUUUUCGAGUACUGUCCGUAGAGAUGUACUUACCUGUAUCGAAUGUGCCAAAGCUCUUGAUGCAUUGACCGGUCUCCGACCCGAUCCCAUGUCAUUUGAUAGUGCAAUACAACUCCUGGAUCGAACAUACUCUGGGGUCAAGAGCCUGGAUGUAUUAGCAUUGGCUGCCGCAUACAAUUUGAUACUUGUCCUCAUCAACGCCUCUGCGAAUGCUGGACAAUAUUUGUGCAGCCUGAAUCAGAUCGUCCUGAACACCGUCGUACAAAUGGACAAGCCGGAUGAUAAAACCCAUUCACGCGCUCAAGAGAGGUUAAAGACAGCCUUACAAAGGCUUCAAGUACAGCGCAGAUCAUCGAAUGCUUCAGUUGAGAGCGGAUAUGUGAGCAUGUGA